Molecule: messenger RNA, 1137 nt
Organism: Hydra vulgaris (swiftwater hydra)
Lineage: Eukaryota; Metazoa; Cnidaria; Hydrozoa; Anthoathecata; Hydridae
Product: mitochondrial glycine transporter B
Biological process (GO): glycine import into mitochondrion
Cellular component (GO): mitochondrion
Molecular function (GO): glycine transmembrane transporter activity
Source: RefSeq, a predicted model, not a curated record
GAAUAAAUCAGGUAUGAAUCCGAUGAUGCCUGAAACCCGUAUUGGGUCUAGGUCCGAGUCCAAUGGAAACCGAUCAAUUAACAUCCCAAGCCGUACUUUUAAUCUGAGCCUAAAUACCGUUUUAUUCCAAGAAAAAUUAAAAAUUGAAGUUAUGUUGAAUGUUGGUUAAGGUUAAAGAAAAUUCAUCGCAAGAUCAAUGGGCACCACUAAAGUCUUUAGUAGCAGGUUCAUUAAGUGGGUGUAUUACAUGUUUAAUGUUUCAGCCACUUGAUAGAGUCAAGACUGUUAUGCAAAUUCCAAGAAUUCAUUUGGAAGGAAAGAUUCCGAUAUUUUUAUCAUAUAGCAAAUAUGGUAUUGUAAAUACUGUUGCAAGAAUUAUCAAAGAUGAGGGUUUCUUAAGUUUGUGGAAAGGACUUACACCUUCAAUAUAUCGUCAGGUUCCUGGUUCUGGGUUAUACUUUGUCUCUCUUCAUCAGAUAAAAAAUAUUUUGAGGAGAGAGCCAAAGUUUUAUGAAAACUUAUUUAUUGGUGCUGUUGCACGAAGUAUUGUGUGUACAACUAUGUUACCAGUGACAGUUAUCAAGGCGCGACUAGAAAGUGGUCAAUUUGUUUAUAAAUCUGUGCCUGAUGGGUUUCUCACGAUAUGGAGGUCUGAAGGUUUAAAAGGAUUAUUCAGUGGAUGCACUGCAACAAUAGCUAGAGAUGCACCAUUUUCAGGGCUUUUUUUGAUGUUUUAUACUCAAGAGAAAAAAUUGUUAUCAAAGGUGAUGGAUAAGAAUACUGCUCACAUCCAUUUUGCUUGUGGUUUGAUUGCUGGAGUUUUGGCCUCUUUUGCUACCCAUCCAGCUGAUGUUAUUAAAACACAAAUUCAACUCUAUCCUUUACAUUAUCAAGGAACAAUAAGUUGCAUAAAAACUGUGUACCAGACUUUUGGUCUAAAAGGUUUUACGGUAGGAUUUUUUCCUCGAUGUCUCCGACGCACUUUAGUUACUGCAAUGUCAUGGACUAUAUUUGAAGAAGUCUUGAAAAAGUUCCAUAUAAACAUUUAAAUGCUAUUAUUAAGCUUUGUUGGAUUUGUGUUAAAUAUAAUAUUAUUUGGUAAAAUUUGAUAAAAUUGUGUGAUUAUAACUAAUUAAA